Messenger RNA from Poecilia reticulata (guppy), 2062 nucleotides. RefSeq lists its product as uncharacterized. Gene Ontology annotation, cellular component: membrane. NCBI's taxonomy places the organism in Eukaryota, Metazoa, Chordata, Actinopteri, Cyprinodontiformes, Poeciliidae. The record is from RefSeq and is a predicted model, not a curated record.
AAUUGAGUUGAACUUGAUUUAUGUUCCUGUUCUUGCUUUGUUAUUCCUGUAUUUUGUUAUGUAGGUCUGUGGGUUUUUUUUCUAACUUCAUUUAAUACCCUACUUCACGAUGUUCAAAUAUUGGAUUUUUUUUCAUACUAUUUCCGUGGAGAACUAACAUAUUUGCCAUCCCCCCUUUCCUUCAAUGAGAUGUACAAACUUCCUAUACGAAGAGUCUUCAUGCAUCUCAAGAUGGCGCAGGUCAUAUUUCUUUUUCAUCUGUUUCUAGUAUACGCACUUCAAAUACAAGGUUCCUCUGCAGUGACUGAUGUAUUUGUGAAAACUGGAGAUGAUCUAAUUCUUAAUCUCACAGAAGCUGAAAGUCCACAAAAUUCUCGUCUCUGGUUAUGGCAAUUUACAGGUGAAGCCAUGGUAAAGUUUUCAUCUGAUUCUCAACCAGACGUUCUGAAGAAUUACAUUCAACGAAUUGAAGUUCUUGACAAAAAAUACAGUGUUAAAUUAAAGAAUCUGCAGAAGUCACACAAUGGUAUUUAUACUGCAAAGGUCAUAUUACCUACGGAAAAAAUACUAAUUGAAUACAACAUUACAGUUAAAGAUCCAGUGUCUCCUGUUAAUCUCACAAUUAUCCCCAUACCUGGCACCACCUCCUCCUGUAUUCUCACACUGAUCUGCAGUGCAGACAACUUUUCCAUUAACGUCACUCUAAGAUGUGAGAAUCAAACUUGUAACCUGGAGGAAAGAGAGAAAACAGAGGUCACCAAAUCUGGUUCUACUCUUCAUAUCUAUGAAAAGAAUGCAUCAAUUGUCUGUAGACAUGUAAACCAGGUCAGCCAGAUCGAAGAAAAGAUGACUCAAAAUCGCUGCCCCCAACCCACUGUCUUUGUUUCAGAAACCAGAAAACAGUACUGGUAUAUCGCAUUUGCCAUUGCACUCCUAAUAGCCUUUAUAGUUAUUGUCACAGCAUGUAAAAACUGCAAGAAAGGAGGUGACAAAGAAAAUAUUGACAACACAAUAUAUGCUAUUCCUGUGAUGAAAAAUCAAACUGAAACAUUGAAUGAAACAGCUGAAGAUGAAGCUCGUUCCCCAACCACCACCUACAGCACAGUGGGACCUCAUUUAAGUAAAGAAUGCAAGAAAACAGCUAAAGAUGAAGCUCGUUCCCCAACCACCACCUACAGCACAGUGGGACCUCAUUUAAGUAAAGAUAGCAAGAAAACAGCUAAAGAUGAAGCUCGUUCCCCAACCACCACCUACAGCACAGUUAGACCUUCUACUAGAGGCAAUGACCAACCAGAGAGUGUGUAUUCACAGAUACAAAAGGCUUUCUAAAAGACUGAACAGAUGAAUUUGAAAAAAAAAAGGGAAGAUCUGUGUGAAAUUCAGUACUGAUGUGGUGAGAUUGACAUUUCUGUCAUGUGAGACGUGAGACUUUAAGAUCACAUGAGCUCAAAGUUUUAAAAAUAUAUUAUUUAAAAACUUAAAUGUUUGCGCAAAUUCGCUGGAUAGUGCUUUGAGCAGAAUAACCAUAUAAUUUGCCAGCUAAUAUUAGCUUUCGGAGCUGGUCCAUGAGAAGGCAACUGGAACAAAUGAUUCUGUGAAAAAUGGUAAUAAAUGUGCAUGUUUAAAAAAGGGGAGGAAAAAAUGCCCCACACUUUUCUGCUCAUUUUAUUUCAAAGGAGGAGAAGAAGUAGGGAAAAAGACAGGAGGAAAACAAAAAGAUGAGAAAAGAUUGUUGUUUGCCUUUCACAUUAGUGUUGUGUAAAAUUCUACUAAAUCAAGUAGGGAUGUUUAUUCAUAGUAUGAUGUAUUCCUGUAUAUAAACGUUUAUAUGCAUGUUUUUUGACUGCCUCUUCUUACGAUUAUUCAUAUAGUCAUUGUAUUUAAAUUUUUAGAACUGUACAGUAUUAUUUUCUUAUCUUUUAACUUUGCCCUUACUGCACAGCCUCUCUUUAUAUAUGCAUGUAUGUAAAUUGGCUAACUGAUUAUAUGCUUUUAUGUGGAUAAAAUCAAACUUCCCCUAACUUGAUGCUGUGAUACCUGAAAUAAAAAUAAAAUAACUAAA